GGUGUAACGUGUCCUACUUAUAUCAGUGCACUCAUGACAAUCAAAUCAUUAGUAACUUAUAUUCGAGCAAAUAAGUUAUAAAAUGUUUUGUUAACCAUAUUCGACACUCAUUGAGCUCCAUGCAAAACUCGUUAGGGCGAGCGAAAAAGCGCCAACUGCUGGAGAUGACAGAUUUUGGCCCCAGUUAUCUCUCUCGCUUCGCCUUUCCCCUCUGCUUGUAGUGAGAGAAGUUUGUCCCUCUUCGUGAUCUGUCCGGUGUUCCAGAAGCGACGGUUGCUGGUGUAUUGGACGUUUAUAUAUAUGUGUACCAGUGGCAAAGAUGGAGAAGGACACCACUAUUAGGAGAAUAAAAUCCUUAUACGGGACGCAAAACAAUGUAUCGGAAAACAAGAAUGACUCUCAGGAUCAAUGUGGAAUCAACGGCUGUAGUGAAGUGAAAAAGAAGCCUGAAGUGAGCUUGUACCUGCUACACGAAGGCGUCGGAGUGGCACUGGUGACUGUAUUUAUUCUGGUGCUGUGGGGAGUCGUUCAUUUAUCAUUACAGCAGCUAGUCAUUGGAAAGUCUACUGGCGAGUUCAAUGCUAUCAGGGCAAGGAAGCACCUGGAGCGUAUCACCAGCGUCGGUCCCCGUCCCACGGGCAGCCCGGAGAAUGAGAUCUUAACGGUUAACUUCCUGCUAGAGCAGAUUGAGCACAUCAAGGCCGACAGCGCCUCAGGACCCCACUCUGUCACUGUGGACGUCCAGCGACCCACAGGCUCCUUCAGCAUCGACUUCCUGGGAGGGUUCACCUCCUACUACGACCGGGUCAGCAACAUCGCUGUCCGCCUGGAGCCCAAGGCUGGGGCUCAGCACCUCAUGCUGGCCAACUGCCACUUUGACUCUGUGGCCAACAGUCCUGGUGCAAGUGACGAUGCAGUGAGCUGUGCGGUGAUGCUGGAGGUGCUCCACUCCCUGGCCAACCUCUCCACACCUCUACGACACGGGGUGGUGUUCCUCUUCAAUGGAGCUGAGGAGAAUGUGCUGCAGGCGAGUCAUGGCUUCAUCACUCAGCAUCCCUGGGCCAAGCAGGUUCGAGCCUUCAUCAACCUGGAGGCUGCAGGGGUGGGCGGCAAAGAGGUGGUGUUUCAGACAGGUCCUGAGAACCCCUGGUUGGUCCAGGCCUAUGUCCAUGCUGCCAAACAUCCCUUUGCCUCGGUGGUGGGACAGGAAGUCUUCCAGAGCGGUGUGAUCCCAUCUGACACGGACUUCCGCAUCUACAGGGAUUUUGGAAACAUUCCAGGAAUUGAUUUGGCCUUCAUUGAGAACGGUUUCCUCUACCACACCAAGUACGACACAUCCGACAGAAUACUGACCGACUCCAUCCAGAGGGCAGGUGACAACAUCCUGGCGGUACUGAAGCACCUGGUGAUGUCUGAGGAGCUGGCGGACUCGUCGGAGUAUCGUCAUGGCAACAUGGUGUUCUUUGACCUGCUUGGCAUGGUGGUGGUGGCGUACCCGGCCCGCGUUGGUACCAUCAUCAACUACAUGACUGCCAUGGCAACCUUCCUCUACCUAUUUAAGAAGUGCUCCCAUCCCAGUAAUGUGGGAGGUCGUUACAUCAAGGAGCUGGCCUAUGCCACAGCGGUGGUCAUCCUCAGCUGGUUGGUCACUCUGCUGACAGUGCUCAUCAUAGCCUUGGUUGUGUCGCUGACAGGACGAUCCAUGUUCUGGUACAAUGACUUCUAUACAUGCAUCUUUAUGUACGGUUCUGCUGCCACUGGGACGAUGGUCCUGAUCCACACACUGGCCAAGAACCUCUACUACGGGGGUGUACGUCGUCUGGAGCUGGGGGAGCUCUACUUUGACGUGAGCCUGCUGCUGUGGUGCGGUGCCCUAGUCUACCUCACAGCUAACGACCUCUGCUCUGCCUAUGUCCCCAUGCUGAUGGUGGCCUUCCCUCUGACCACCAAGCUGCUCCUCGCCAGGGAGUUUAAACUCAGAGGUGCAUCGGUGAAGUACUCUGUUCUCUACCAGCUGGGUCUGGCUCUGCCCUAUGUCCACUUCAUGUUCCUGAUCUGGGUAGUGUUUGAGAUCUUCACGCCCAUCCUGGGGCGCAGCGGCACAGAGAUCCCCCCUGACGUGGUCCUGGCCACCCUCGUCACCCUCGCCACACUCUUCCUCUCCUCCUUCUUUCUCCACUUCAUCUACUUGGCUAGGUCUACUAAGUGGCUGUUGGCAGGUCUGGGAACAGUGUUCAAUGUGUUUCUGGUGCUGGUGUUGUGUGGAAUGUUCUUCCCCUAUACAGCAGACCCCUCGAGCCCACGCCCCAAACGGGUCUUUCUUCAGCACACCACUCGUACCUUUCAUGGUCUGGAUGGCCAGGUGAAGAGCAGAGACUCAGGUCUGUGGAUCAACAGCUUUGACUACACUGGCAUGCAGCACAUCACGCCUAUCAUACCAGAGAUCAACGACACUAUCAGGACCAGCUGUCAGGAGGACAGGCCUUUCUGUGGCUACCCCUGGUUCCUACCUGUCAAGUUCCUUGUCAAGAAGAACUGGUACCUCCCAGCCCCUGAAGUCUUUCCCAAGUCUCCCAUCGAGUUUCAGGUCCUUUCUAAAGAACAGACAAAAUGGGGCACAGUGAAGAUUACAUUUGAAGUCAAAGGUCCCAGCCACAUGUCCCUCUACCUGAGACCCCACCAAGGGGCCUCUCUGUCCAGCUGGUCGUUUGGGGAUGGUGUUCCCCAGUACCACCUUGCUGGAGAGUACUUUAUAUUCUACUCCCACGGCCUGGAUGCCCCCGCCUGGAACUUCUGGUUCGAAAUACAGCCUCCCAGAGAAGAGGAUCCGUCAGGCCCAAAGGGAAUGAUCUCAGUAGCCAUCUCAUCUCAUUACUUCUUUGGAGAGGACCAGAGGACUGUUCAGCUAGAGGACAUGCUGAAGAGGUUCCCUAAAUGGGCCUUCCCCUCUUCCUGGGUCUCCACCUAUCACAUGUACCGAUACUGACACCUAGGCCUAUCAGAUGUAUACACACUGGGAGGCACCUACCACAUUUACCCAUACUUGAAAUACUGGGCCCGUUGUUGGGCCUGCUUCCACACACACAUUUGAGAGACCCGACCAUCACUGUGUCAAUAGCUAACAGGAGGGACAUUAAAGCAACAUUAUUUAUAAACAGUAACAGUAGGACUAGGGAACGGUCCUUAUAAACAGUAACAGUAGGACUAGGGAACGGUCCUUAUAAACAGUAACAGUAGGACUAGGGAACGGUCCUUGUAACAGUAGGACUAGGGAACGGUCCUUGUAACAGUAGGACUAGGGAACGGUCCUUAUAAACAGUAACAGUAGGACUAGGGAACGGUCCUUGUAACAGUAGGACUAGGGAACGGUCCUUAUAAACAGUAACAGUAGGACUAGGGAACGGUCCUUAUAAACAGUAGGACUAGGGAACGGUCCUUAUAAACAGUAACAGUAGGACUUGGGAACGGUCAACCAGUGUUCAGUUGAGUUCCUUUAUUGUGGGGAUGAGGGUAAAUAGGUCUUUUUUUUAAACUAUUUUUCUUCUCGCUCUCUGACAAACUGUUUUGCAUGUAUGGCCUUGCAUGUUCCAUCUGUUAACAAGCGCGAGGUCUUCAGCGUCACUCACUAUUUCAGUUAAAAGGCUACAGUGUUUUUUCCUUACAAAAUGAACCGUUUCAUGUUUUUACAUUUUAAAUAAGAAACAAACAAAAAGGUGAACAGGAUUUAAUUGUUCCAGUAGUGUGAUUUACUUACGGUGAGCUCGCUAAUGUGCAAGGAUAUUUUGACUUGUUUUAACGAGUGAUGGCAAUGUCGAAAAUACAAAUGCAAUUAACUCAUCACUGAAUUAAUAAAUAAUUUAGCUGGGUAUUGCAAUUUUAAACAUAUUUUCUGUCCAUCAAGAAACACACUGAUUUAGAUAGUUUGGUUCUCUUCAACUCAGUCAUAAACUAAUGGUGCUUUUUACAUUUUCCUCAAACUCUGAACCACAGUGCUCUAACCUCUAAACAACUGCAACAAGGCAGUUGUUUUAAUGCCGUGGUGCUUUUUCAAAACAUCUCACCAACUCCAAUUAAUUUUGUCCUACUGAUGUCCCUCAAUGGUACUUCCUGUUAACAGUUGAACAGUCAAAUGGGUUAAAAAAAACUCCUAUUUCACAUGGUGUGUUUUUGCCCAUCAUGUGCAAGGUGAAUAUCAAUAUUUUACAGUGGGAUAUUAUAAUACUAGUUGCUGAUGUCAUAAAAGAUGGACAACACCCUUUCUGGUGUUCUGAUAAGUUUAUUCCGAUGGUUGAAGCCUGCACAGUGAGUGGGUCAGACUCUUGCACAUAGUUCCUGAAUUGACCCCCAACCCGGUUUAGAACAUCAUGGUGUUUGAUUGCAGGACAGCAGCUCCUGCGAACACUGAGGCUGCACAGGGUCUGUGUUCAUAAAGAGUCAGAGUGCUGCUACAGGAUCAGUUUAGCCUUUUAGGUCAUAACAAAUACAAUUAUAUGGAUAGAGGGGGACCUGAUCUGAGAUCAGUACUCCUACUUUAUGAAUAAAGCCAUGCUAUUUUCUCUGUACCUGCAUGGUAAAGUCUUCAUAAUUAAUAUAAUUCGCAAUAUUUUGAAACGGUUGUUACACGCGGCUAAUAGUUUACUGUAGUCUCUCCUGCUUUCCACACCAAGCAGCACAUUUUAUUUGAUUACAACAUUUCACCCAAGUGUUUAUCGCAAUUCCGUUUUUUCCCCCCAUAUCGUGCAGCCCUACUUAAUGGUUCUCAGCGAUGGCUCGAUGUGUUACCUCUAUGAAGUAGAUAUUUGGGGUUUUGUGAAGACUGACCAGUACUUGAGGUUUGAUAAGGAUUGUUACUAGGCAACUGGAGUGUUGAUUUGGGCAGUCUCUUGGACUACACUGCUGUGGCUAGUACCAGUUUGUGUUGAACAGUCGCCUUGUUUUGAAUCCAGCGAUGCGUCCUCUCUCUGAGCAGGUGAAAGGAUGGAACCAAGCUAAUGUGCUUUCUAGGUUCUGCAUCUUAAAGACAUAAGGGGUUCUUGCCACAUGCACUUAACCUGUAAAAAAAAAAAAGUCUUAGCAGGAUUGUACAGCAACAGUAUAUUAUGUAGUUAAGGGUUUAAAAAAAAGGAUUUGUCAUAUCCAUCACUGUGGUGCACCUGUGGUGAAAAACACAACCCAGUAAUACUCUUAAAUUUGCAUGAUGAACACAAGGUGAUGUUUUUCUUGAGAGGAAAGGAGGAAACUAACGAGCACGUCUAAAGACCUUUAGCUAGUGGCAUCGUUUAAUUAAGUUUUGUUUAUGCCUGAACUUGCACCCUAUUGGCUGCUUUUGACCAGAGCCGUAUAAAAGUAGUGCACUAUACAGGGAAUAGGCAGCCACCUUAAUCAGAGGUAUAUCAACAGCUCAGGCCUGAUGGAUGGAACAAAUAUACAGGUGUAAUUUAAACAUUUAAUAAAAUGAAUUGAUUUAUUUCUAUCAAGUAUGGUGGGAUCUGUAAUUUAGGUAAAGAAAUAUCCCCGUAGGUCCUGAUUCUGUAAUUACAAAAUGAUUGGUGACUAAUGUUCAGGUUCACUACCCCAAACCUUCCCGUUGACUCAAGCGUACUGUACACUGCCUUCUUAAAAAUAUAACUUCAUGUUUUGUAUGGAUUUCUCAACAUAACUGUGUUGCUGCUCAUGCUCUGAAAUUGUAAAGUGAUUUAUGGUUUAUGGUAAUGACAUUUGUCAGUACUGUCAAACUUUUCUUAUGCAGUCAUUUAUCAUAACAUUUAUGAUUUUACAAACAAAAGUAAUGCAGGGAAUCAAUCCGAUCGCACCUUAUCGGCAAUGUUCACUCGUUCGUGGUAAACGCUGGCUACAUGUUGCUUCAAUAAUGCAUUUCCAUUCAAAUGGUGCAUUGCUGCCAAAACGCGAUCAGAUUGAAACCUGGCAUAAAUCCCCACCCAAUUCAAGCAAACAUCAUAAAACAUUGUUACUGUAAAUAUGAUACUGACAUUUCUCGAGCCUCGUCCUUUUUCAAUACCAAUAUUAAGGUGAAACAUUUCAUUGAAACCGUUUAUGGGUCUCAAAUUUUUAUUUUGUAGAAUGAUUGUGAGAAAGGAUCUACUUUCCUUAAAUUCUUGCCUGAAUAAAGGAACCAGUUACCUGCACUUCAGUUGGAAAAGUGGUAACUGAAAUGCAUCCACGUUUGAGUGUUUGCUGGGACAUGUUCAAUUUCGUUCGAUGCAACUCACCUGCAGUAUCUACGCCUAUUUUAACUGCAGUGUACUCUUGGGUCACUGAAUAAAGUGCAGUUUUGUAUAACAUGUUAAUUAUUUAAAAGCAAUCAUACUUUUGUAAUUUUUUAUUUUAUUAAUUUGUCAACUGGUAGGGUUUACAUCUAACCUUUUUAAAAAUCAGUAAUGUAAUCCCAGGUGGGAUUAACAUGGUUGAUUUGGGGAAUUGUGUAACAGGGUAUUUUGAUUACAAAAAUAAACUUGAAAUGAA
This is a messenger RNA of Oncorhynchus keta (chum salmon), 6483 nucleotides long. RefSeq names its product endoplasmic reticulum metallopeptidase 1-like. Lineage: Eukaryota; Metazoa; Chordata; Actinopteri; Salmoniformes; Salmonidae. Bases 320 to 2986 code for a protein of 888 amino acids. Gene Ontology annotation, biological process: proteolysis. The transcript is spliced from 16 exons. Gene Ontology annotation, molecular function: metalloexopeptidase activity. The record is from RefSeq and is a predicted model, not a curated record.